Molecule: messenger RNA, 399 nt
Organism: Caenorhabditis briggsae
Lineage: Eukaryota; Metazoa; Nematoda; Chromadorea; Rhabditida; Rhabditidae
Exons: 2
Coding region: 1-399 (132 amino acids)
Source: RefSeq, a predicted model, not a curated record
AUGGCUGAUGACAACGUCUCAUUCACUGACGCAGGAGAUCCAUCCCCAGCACCGGGAGGAGCCAAUGGUGGAUCAUCAGCAAUGCUUGAUUUGCUCGGAACUUUGAAUAAAAAAGAUGAAGAAAAGAAGAAGAAAGGAAAAAAGGGAAAGAAGGAGAAGAAAUCCAAGGGAAAGGCAAAAACAAAGAAAGUGAGGAAAGCCGAUAAAUUCGAGUCACAGAACUUUUUGUACCGUAUCGAAGGAACCAUCUUUUGUGCCGGAAUCAUCGUCGGUAUCGUGGUUCUCCUUGCUUUCAUCAUCGGAGCUAUCGUCUUCAGCGUGGCCACCAAUGGAAAUUUGGUCAGCUACAUGCAACCACUAUGGGGUGCUACUGACGAAAACAGUGGAGGCGACAACUAG